Exaiptasia diaphana is the source of this 1947-nucleotide messenger RNA. RefSeq lists its product as uncharacterized. Lineage: Eukaryota; Metazoa; Cnidaria; Anthozoa; Actiniaria; Aiptasiidae. The record is from RefSeq and is a predicted model, not a curated record. The transcript is spliced from 2 exons. Bases 1 to 1947 code for a protein of 648 amino acids.
AUGGAGAAGAAGGCUAUGCCAUCACGAUUGCCAGUUCCAAAAUCUGCACCUGUUUCUCAGUCGAAACCUUUAUCUCAACCAGCGACUUUAUCUGCAGUAAAAAGUGUUGUCAAGCAAGCGCCUGUUGCACAAUGGAACGCAAACCAAACUUUCACUCAGAGGAUCUCUACAACGCAACCAAGAUGUACUCCACAGGCAAUACAACGCUCACAGACGUCAAAUAGUGCUCACCCUUACAGUGCAAACCAUGCUAAAACUGCAGCAUCCUCAAAUUCCGUAAUCGAUCAAAACAUAAAUGCCAGCAAACCUACACAACAACAAGCAAUGUCUCAUGUACCUGCUGCCCAGUCAAAACCAGGAAAUCCACCAAAAUCAAACACUCCAACUCAAGGAAGAGCAACACAKCAUCAGGCCAUUCAGCAAAAUGCCAGAACAAUAACAUCACAACARCCGAUGUCUUAUAAAGCUCAGCCAAAAUCAGUAGAUUCUGCACAAAAGUCAAAUGUUCAACCUAUCCAAGGAAGAUCAGUGCAGUAUCAAACCACUCAGCAAAAUGCCAACAAAAUCAUACCACAACAAACAUUGCCUCAGAAAGCUGCUGACCAGCCCAAAUCAGGAAAUCCACCGAAGUCAAACACCCCAACUCAAGUAAGAGCAACAUCCCAUCAAGCCACCCAGCAAUAUGCCAAAAAARUCAUACCGCAGCGACCAAUGUCUCAAAAAUCUGCUUCCCAGCCAAAACCAGGAAAUACUGCACAACAGUCAAAUGGCCAGCCUAUCCAAGGAAAAGUAACACAGCAACAAGUUAAGGAGCAAAAUUCCAGCAAAAUCAUAUCGCAACAAGCAAAAUCAUUAAAUGUUCCUCAAAAGUCAAUUACUCAGCCUAUGCAAGGCAAAUCAGUGCAGCAUCCAGGACCAACGGCGCAUUGUCCUACUGCAGUCUCUUCAAAGAGCAUAAUACCUUUAACGCAGGCUAAAAAUACUUCCCAUACCACAGCUAUUUCCAAUACAAGAACACUUCCAACGGCUCCAAAUUCAAGACCAGUGCCAACAGAGCAAAGCCGUAACCCGGCUUUUAAUAAGGAAGGRCAGAAGCAACCUGCACGUGUUGUACCACCAACCAUUUGGCAGGGACCAAAGUCAGCAAACUGUUCUCCAAGACAAAUCAAAUCUUCUCCUACUAAUAGAGCACUCAAUGGAUUGGAGACAGAUCAACAAAAUACUGCACCAAGCAAGCUGAGUGCAAAUGAAGCACGACGUGAAAGCAAAUGUGCGACACAAAUUUCUAAAGAUUGUGUUCCAAAAGACAGCUYUAAAGGUGCUCCAAAAGAUGUCAAGACUGGAAAGCAAGACAACGGAAAAACCCAAAGCAAAGAAACAACCAAUGAUGCUGAGAAGUGCCCUCUUGCUUCUCAGAGCUUUACGCGCAGAAUCUGUGAGACAAGUGCYGACAGUAGUAAUAAGGACACACAGCUAAAGACCUCGACUUCAGACCGAGGCACUCCAAAGUCUAGGAGACGAUUAGUGUAUCAAGAGAACGAAGACUGUAACAAAAUGGAUUACAUUCCAACUAAAUGCCUAUUGUCAACUUCUUCCCAGUUCAAAACACAAGGAUACGAAGCAGUUAAGCCUGAGGAUGUUGAGAUAGCUAUUGCAAUUGCUAUGGAUAAGCCACUACCUUCUAAAMCUAAACCACUGGAAGUCGCUACAAAAACACAUGAAAAUCUUAUACAGAAAAACGAUGAAAGAGACUCUCCUCCUGAGACAAACGAGAUUGCCAAYACARCAAACAUUAAGAAAAGGUCCAAAAAUAAAGGAAARUAUAGAGGCAGUCAUGCUAACUUUAGGAAGAGCAUUAACUGUUGCUGUGAAGAUCACUGUACUAGCUGUACCCCUGCAGAAGACUGGGAUAACGUCAUGGCUGUGCACAAUAGACGAAAACGCUGA